AGGAGCAGAAAUCUAUUAGGUUGUUGGCUUCCAUGCCUGAUGCAUGACAAGGUUAGAAAUCAGAAAAAAUGGGUGACUGGAGUUUCCUGGGAAGACUAUUAGAAAAUGCACAAGAACACUCCACAGUCAUUGGAAAGGUCUGGUUGACUGUGUUGUUCAUCUUCCGGAUCCUGGUAUUAGGAGCAGCAGCAGAAGAAGUGUGGGGGGAUGAGCAGUCGGACUUUACUUGUAACACCCAGCAACCAGGUUGUGAGAAUGUCUGCUAUGAUAAAGCUUUCCCCAUAUCCCAUAUUAGAUUCUGGGUGCUCCAGAUUAUCUUUGUGUCCACCCCCACACUCAUUUAUUUGGGCCAUGUUCUACACAUUGUGCGGAUGGAAGAAAAGAAAAAAGAGAAAGAGGAGCAUCUAAAGAAGUGUAUUAAAGGUAAUGAGGAGAAGGAACUUCUCCUCAAGAAGGGAGUUGAGAAGAAAGAAAAACCCCCUAUCAGAGAUGAAAGGGGGAAAAUUAGAAUAGGAGGUGCCCUUCUUCGCACCUAUGUCUUCAAUAUUAUUUUCAAGACUCUGUUUGAGAUUGGCUUUAUUGUAGGACAGUACUUCCUGUAUGGUUUUGAGCUAAAACCUCUUUAUCGUUGCAACCGUUGGCCUUGCCCCAACACUGUGGACUGCUUCAUUUCCAGGCCGACGGAAAAGACCAUUUUCAUCAUAUUUAUGCUUGUAGUGGCUUGCGUGUCUCUUUUGCUUAACAUGUUAGAGAUAUAUCACUUGGGGUGGAAGAAACUCAAGCAAGGUAUGACUAACCGAUAUGUCCCAGAUCCUUCUUGCAAUAAAGCAGAUCCUUCUAACCCACUCCCGCGAACUGUCCCGCCAUGCAUGGCUUUUCCGCCAUAUUAUACUGAUGCAGCUUCUGCCCCUCCAACUGUGCAACAUGUAUAUGCUAGAUCUCCACUUUCCGAUUUCAAAAUGGCAUCACUUGCAGAAGAGGCUAUCGAUCCAUCCUAUUUCAGUGGCCAUCUUGACCACCAUGCAUCGGCCAAUGAGCAGAACUGGGUCAACCUGACAGUGGAGCGGGAAAGAAAGCCUGGAUCAAGCAGUGCCAGUGCGUGCAGUGCAACUACUUCUGCUCCAAGCAGUGUGAGAAAUGAGGGAGGAAGCGAUGAGGUGGUUGGACCAGUGGUUGAGAGAAGUGCAAGCAACACAAGAUCAGAAGUUGAUGAAAAACCAGCCACUACCACUGUAGAAAUGCACCAGCCUCCAGUGUUGAUAGACACAAGAAGGCUAAGCAGAGCUAGCAAGUCCAGCAGUAGCAGAGCUAGGUCAGAUGACUUAGCUGUGUAGAAAUUAAGCUAGGAAAAAGCAGAGAGCCUAUGAUGUCAGCAGAAAAAACGUCUGGGUACACAUAAAAAAAUAACCAAAAAAAAUAAAUCAAAAGCUUAUUUUGCUAGCCUAUUGAGUAGCAGUGGUGUCUGUUUUGUCACCUCUGUCAUUUAAUGGAUUUAAGCAAAUUAUUACAAAAUAACAUAAAAAAGAAGGAUGUGACAAGAAAGAACUUAUGUCAAAAUUCAAGUUUGCUGUUAUUGCACACUGUGAGUUGUAGAUAGCACUUUGUCAUUUUUGAAUGAAUUUUUUGUUUAAGUAUGUAGCUUAUACUUUGACAUCUACACAGUACCAAAAAUACAAAAGAACCACACUAUAACUUCCACAAAUCUAUGUAGAGAAAGUGAAGGACUGGUAACUUAACCCUGAUAGUGGUAGGCACUAAAAGGGCAUCCGAUCCGUUGCUGUGCUUUGCCAUUAUUAUAUUCUGUUUUUUAUACUUGUCUCUACUAUGGCAUUUUAAAGCACAGCAUUACUGUUUUACUACUGAUGUCAUUUGUAAACUGCACUGUAAUUUACAUGUACACAAAACUGAUCAAAACUGCUUAAUAGGACAGCUAGACUUGUUGCUUAUACCAACCAAUCACAGCACAGCUUUAAUUUUUCCACAGAAGUUUAAAAAUUAAAGCUGAGCUUUGAUUGGUUAGAGAUCUGAAAAUGUUUA
Molecule: messenger RNA, 2037 nt
Organism: Hyla sarda
Lineage: Eukaryota; Metazoa; Chordata; Amphibia; Anura; Hylidae
Gene: GJA3
Product: gap junction protein alpha 3
Exons: 2
Coding region: 69-1334 (421 amino acids)
Biological process (GO): cell communication; visual perception
Cellular component (GO): gap junction; connexin complex
Molecular function (GO): gap junction channel activity
Source: RefSeq, a predicted model, not a curated record